UGUCCCGUGAGUUGAUUUUAUUGUAAAUCUGCUUUUAAAUUUAAACUUUUAUUACAAUUUAAUUUGUGCUUGUGCUAAAGGUUGUGAAUAUUACUUAUUAUUUGGUUUUUGAUAUAAAAAUAUAUUAUAAAUAUAUUGAAAAUGGCGUCAAAGGGCGCAUUGAAGACGAUCGCCAAUGAGGAGAAUGAGGAGCGGUUCGGUUAUGUAUUCGCCGUUUCUGGACCCGUCGUAACGGCGGAAAAGAUGUCCGGAUCGGCUAUGUACGAGCUGGUGCGUGUCGGCUACAAUGAACUCGUGGGCGAGAUCAUCAGGCUCGAGGGUGACAUGGCUACCAUUCAGGUGUACGAAGAAACAUCGGGUGUGACGGUCGGUGACCCAGUACUCCGUACAGGCAAGCCGCUGUCCGUGGAACUCGGACCCGGUAUCCUCGGCUCCAUCUUCGACGGUAUCCAAAGACCACUGAAGGAUAUCAACGAGCUGACCAACUCGAUCUACAUCCCCAAGGGUGUGAACGUGCCCUGCUUGGCUAGGGAGAUCGAUUGGGAGUUCAACCCACUGAACGUUAAGGUGGGCUCGCACAUCACUGGUGGUGAUCUCUACGGUAUCGUCCACGAGAACACUCUGGUCAAACAUAAGAUGCUGAUGCCACCGAGGGCCAAGGGUACAGUCACUUACAUCGCACCACCCGGCAACUAUAAAGUCACUGACAUGGUGCUAGAAACCGAGUUCGACGGUGAGAAAGCUCAAUACACGAUGUUACAAGUGUGGCCGGUGCGACAGCCGCGCCCGGUCACAGAGAAGCUGCCCGCCAACCACCCGCUGCUUACGGGACAACGUGUGCUCGACUCGCUCUUCCCAUGUGUACAAGGCGGUACAACAGCCAUCCCCGGCGCUUUCGGUUGCGGCAAGACUGUGAUCUCUCAAGCUCUGUCCAAAUACUCCAACUCUGACGUCAUCAUCUACGUCGGGUGCGGGGAGCGUGGUAACGAGAUGUCCGAAGUACUCCGUGAUUUCCCGGAGCUGAGCGUUGAGAUUGACGGAGUGACUGAAUCCAUCAUGAAACGUACAGCACUUGUGGCUAACACGUCGAACAUGCCUGUAGCUGCCCGUGAAGCGUCUAUUUAUACUGGUAUCACUCUCUCGGAGUACUUCCGUGACAUGGGCUACAACGUGUCCAUGAUGGCGGACUCCACGUCCCGUUGGGCGGAAGCCUUGCGUGAGAUUUCCGGACGUUUGGCGGAAAUGCCCGCCGAUUCCGGAUAUCCGGCGUACCUCGGGGCCCGAUUGGCCUCCUUCUACGAGAGGGCUGGAAGGGUUAAGUGUCUUGGAAACCCUGAUAGGGAGGGCUCCGUAUCCAUCGUGGGUGCGGUAUCGCCCCCCGGAGGUGACUUCUCGGACCCCGUAACAGCAGCCACCCUGGGUAUCGUGCAGGUGUUCUGGGGGUUGGACAAGAAGCUGGCGCAGAGGAAACACUUCCCCUCCAUCAAUUGGCUCAUUUCUUACAGUAAAUACAUGCGCGCUCUAGAUGACUUCUAUGACAAGAACUACCCCGAAUUCGUGCCACUCAGAACAAAGGUGAAGGAGAUCCUCCAAGAGGAAGAGGACUUGUCAGAAAUCGUACAACUGGUCGGCAAGGCGUCGCUCGCUGAGACCGACAAGAUCACGCUCGAAGUGGCCAAGCUGCUCAAGGACGACUUCUUGCAGCAGAACAGCUACUCUGCGUACGACCGCUUCUGCCCGUUCUACAAGACGGUGGGCAUGCUGAAGAACAUAAUCUCGUUCUACGACAUGUCGCGUCACGCCGUGGAGAGCACCGCGCAGUCCGACAACAAGGUCACGUGGAACGUCAUCCGCGAUGCUAUGGGGCCCGUCUUGUACCAGCUUUCGUCUAUGAAGUUCAAGGACCCAGUAAAGGACGGUGAAGCCAAGAUCAAAGCGGACUUCGACCAGCUUCUCGAAGAUAUGUCCGCGGCCUUCCGCAACCUCGAAGACUAGGCGAUAUCACCCUACACCUCGAUAUCUCUUCGAUAUCACUCCGAUAUCUCCCUGAUAUCUCUUCGAUAUCUCCCUGAUAUCUCGCCGAUAUCUCCCUGAUAUCGCCAUACAUUUCCAAAUUCCAAUACCUUGUUGAAAGUUCAUAGUUUCGCGCCACCUGUAAAUAAAUAUAUAGCGCGACAUAGUUGUUAUUUAUAUGAUAUUAUACUAAAUAUAUUUAUAAACAAACAGAUUUAUUUUUGCCUGGUUUCUAGUGUGAUUUAUUUGAUCGAUUCGUGCAUUCCACGUUUUUAUAGUUCGCUUUGCCGUUCGUUUCAGUAUUAUCGAGCAGAAAUUACAUCAUAUGAGUUAUAUCUUACUGUUUGAUGUUACGUGUUGAUAGGAAGUUAUUAUAAAUAAAUAUUAAUUAUUGAAACGCUGUUUUAUUCUGAUUAGAAUGAAUUGUAUUGAUUGUUGUAAGUGAAUAAAAGACACGAAAAAUA
Messenger RNA from Colias croceus (clouded yellow), 2477 nucleotides. Its product is annotated as V-type proton ATPase catalytic subunit A. The record is from RefSeq and is a predicted model, not a curated record. Gene Ontology annotation, molecular function: ATP binding; proton-transporting ATPase activity, rotational mechanism; ATP hydrolysis activity. Gene Ontology annotation, cellular component: proton-transporting V-type ATPase, V1 domain; lysosomal membrane. NCBI's taxonomy places the organism in Eukaryota, Metazoa, Arthropoda, Insecta, Lepidoptera, Pieridae. Gene Ontology annotation, biological process: ATP metabolic process; proton transmembrane transport. The coding region runs from base 142 to 1995 and encodes 617 amino acids. The transcript is spliced from 14 exons.